This is a messenger RNA of Marchantia polymorpha subsp. ruderalis, 1639 nucleotides long. NCBI's taxonomy places the organism in Eukaryota, Viridiplantae, Streptophyta, Marchantiopsida, Marchantiales, Marchantiaceae. The record is from the annotation of a GenBank genome assembly.
GUGAAGACUGCCCGAGGCGAAGGAAAUGCUCCCUCGCGUGGGGCAGAGUUUACGGAGGAAUGAACAAUUUUCCAACAUUUUUACGGUGCAUAAUCCCAUCAUCUGACUCACCCAAUCAGUGACUGCGCUGACGGGAUAACGUAGUUGGGCUGCUGAAUUCGGAAGACUCGGACGCAGGUCGUGGUUCGAGUGCACUGCUGCGGAUUGUCUCGAUAUUCAAGAUUUGCAACAGCGCCGAUUGCACCGCAAAUUGAGCCUCGGGGAGUAGAUCGCAAGAGUGACGAGAAUGAGUGCUUUGAGCCUUGCAGGCUUGGGAGGGCUGAGCACAUCGUCGCCUGCACGGCUCUCAUGGUGCGAGCGAGGAAGAGUGGGGAGAACCGUGCAAGUUAGGGUUGGAAAUGUGGUCGAUUCUCGGAGGAGGAAGUCCUUGACUGUGCGAAAUUCGGUGGAAGAUGCUGGAGAAGCGGGGAGUUAUUCUCCGCUGGUGAAAAUGUGCGGCAUCACGACCCCGGAGGAUGCUGCGUUUGCAGCUCAGGCCGGAGCAGUUUAUGUGGGCAUGAUCGUGUGGCCGAAUUCGAAGAGGAGCGUGAGCUGGGGCCAGGCGAGGGAGAUCUGCGCCGCUGCCAGGGAAUUCGGAGCAGAGCCUGUGGGAGUCUUCGUAGACGAAAGUGCCGCACAGAUUGAGAAAGCCUGCCAUGCCGUAGGGCUCUCUUUUGCGCAGCUUCAUGGAGAGGGUGCGCGCGAUUCCGCUUUGCAGCUUCCGAGAUCCCUGAAAACCAUUUGCGUCAUGCAUGCUGAUCACAAUGGAAGCCUUCAAACCACGAUCUCUCCCCAACUAGAGAGCAUUAUUGAUUGGGUGCUCGUUGAUGGGUUAGAAGGUGGAAGUGGUUUGAAGUUUGACUGGGCUAAUUUCAGAGUGCCGGCCAUAUGCGCGAAGAAGGGUUGGCUUCUAGCUGGGGGCUUGACACCAGAAAAUGUUGCGCUAGCUGUGUCCACUUUGAGGCCCGACGCCGUCGAUGUCUCCAGUGGGAUCACGGGUCCUGACAACAUUCGCAAAGAUCCCAGACGAAUUCUGGCCUUCAUGGAGGCUGUGAGAUCUUCAGCUCGUGUUACAGCUAAUUAGGUCAUCGAAUUCAAUGCCUCCAUUUAUAAAUCCUCCUGGUCCAUCCAUCCUCGAAGACUUGGAAGACGGGAAACUCAGGAGGUCAAGAGAUGGGAAACGUGCAGAGUGACGAUGCUUACUAUCGAUUCUUUCCUUGCUCUGUACCAGAAGAAUCCCCCAGCAGCUCCACUUCGAGUAGGGUGGAACUCUCUCUCCAGACAAUCUCGCCCUACAGGAUGUCGUACAGAGCUGUUGGCUGUACUCAUGGCCACCGCCGAUUCUGUCUCGUCCAAGGCUGCGUCACUGCUGAAGUUUCGUCGCACUCCAAUCCUCUACAGUCAUGAGUGCGUCAUUUUGGUACGCACUAGGGGUUCAAUGCGUAAUGAAAGUCUAUGGCAUCGUUGCUAUCUCUCAGGCUGGAUUACGAUUUUCGCUUUCCACACAGUUCUUUGUCCUAAGGAUGGGCAGAACUGACGAAUUUGUUCUAAACAGUGCAUUUGCUCUGGAGAGUCCCUAUAAAUAAAUUGGAUUUCUUCU